This is a messenger RNA of Aspergillus affinis, 1218 nucleotides long. RefSeq lists its product as uncharacterized. The coding region runs from base 1 to 1218 and encodes 405 amino acids. Lineage: Eukaryota; Fungi; Ascomycota; Eurotiomycetes; Eurotiales; Aspergillaceae. The transcript is spliced from 4 exons. The record is from RefSeq and is a predicted model, not a curated record. Gene Ontology annotation, molecular function: protein binding.
AUGCAGCAGAAGACUUCCCACUUGACGCCCAUAUGUGUGGCCUCAAGCCGAGAUGAGAAUGAGCCGUCUGUACCCAGAAAGCACCACGAGCGAUAUUCUGAUUAUAACCAUGCUAAAAGUAUAGAAUGGUCUCCGGACGGCACCACCAUCCUGACUGACUCGGCCGAUCACCAUAUGAGAACCUUUAUACUGCCCCCUGAUCUUUUGGAAGAGAGGCAAUCCCCUCACCAUCUCACUCCUUACUCUGUUCUGCCUUCAACGGAGCCAACCUAUGCCACUGCCAUUUACCCGUUCUAUUCCCUUCAGGACCCGUCCACCACUCUCUUCCUCUCGUCAGUUCGGGACCAUCCGAUCAGGCUUGCAUCUGCCCUGGUGCCAACCUCAGUGGCGAGCUAUUCCCUGGUAAAUCCCACCACGGAAGCAUUCAUAACCCCUCAUUCCUUGAUUUAUCCCUCUGCACUUGGUGGUACUCAUUUCCUCGCAGGCUCGGAUAGUCUCAUUUGUCUAUUUGAUGUGUCCCGUCCCGGGAAAGAUGGACCAGUGACGUGGAUGCCAACGAUACCAAGUAAACGUAAGCAGGCAGUGGGUGGAGGCGUCGGAAUGAAAGGAAUUAUCUCGGCAAUGGCCGUCAGUCCGACCGGCGACGGAGUGCUGGCUGCUGGCACCUUUUCAAGGCAUAUUGGACUUUACGACUCUAACGGAUCCGGCCAGUCCCUCGGUACCUUUAGCGUUGCAAAGACGGAAGCAAAUCGUCACAUCGGGGGUCGGGGCGUCACUCAGCUUCUCUGGAGCCCUUGCGGACGCUACCUUUACAUUGCAGAAAGAAACAGCGAUGGAGUCCUGGUCUAUGACAUUCGAGCCACCGGACAGCUUCUUGGCUGGCUUGAGGGCCGAAAGGCUCUAACGAAUCAGCGAAUGAAAAUCGACAUCGUACCGACCAACCAGGGCGAAUCUCAUGAGAUCUGGGCCGGAGGAACAGACGGUUUUAUGAGAGUGUGGCGGGACCCAGCUCUCACAGCAGGAUCGCAGAGCCCACUUUGGGAGUGGAAGGUCCAUGAUGAUUUGGUCAACAGCACUGUUCUGCAUCCCUUGGGUAGCAUCGCUGCUACCGCCUCUGGACAGAGACACUACUUCGAUGAUACCGUGGGAGAGAAAAGCGAUCCACUCACAGCUGAUAGCACUUUGAAGAUCUGGUCUAUGCCAUUCUUGGAGGGGUAA